AUUCAGUAAUGGCUGUCUGACAGUUUACAGUUUUCUUUCAUGCCAUCAAAUCGAACGAUACACGAACUAUCUUUUUCCUAAGUCCUAACUAAUACUUCAUUUAAGUGUUGACUAAGUUAUAGUGAAGUAAAAUUCUAUUUCAAAAAUUGUUUUCAUAUUAUGAAUGUAACAGCGUCCCACUCCUCAGAACCUUCAUGGAGCAGGCGGUGUUCAACAGAAACAAUUUUCAGCAUACAAGGAAAAGAAACAGAUUUUGUCCGAGACACGAGUGACACAGACUUCUUCAGCGAGGGCGAAUAUGAACCCAUCACGGACACGGAGGACGACGGACUGAACUCUAGAAACUCUUCUUGCCAAAGUGACGAUGACAUCAUAACGACCAAGGUUCUAGAGGUGUCAGUUGGUGACGAUGGUGAAUUGCAGUUGGCUGACUCUGAGCAGACGGUGACGGACGACAAUGAUUCGGAGAUAGAUCUACACGACUACUGGCUGUGUGCGCAGUGCCAGACAGAAAACAAUAACCCCCGGUAUCGAUACUGCGAGAAAUGCUUUAAGGUACGUAGAGAUUUCUUCCCGCCGAGGCCGAAGCGAAAGAACCGCCGUAAGAACCGCUUAGAGACAGAUAUUCUGCGUCCACAAUCCUCAAACUCAGAUAUAAACGCGAAAAUCGUUCCGGAAUCACAGACCAAAAGCGUAACACUUUCGCAAGUAGAUCCGACAAAUGUUCAACCUUUUCCAAGUAGUUCGCAAGAUUCCGGCGUCGAAUCGGUUACCAACAGCCAAGGCUUGAGCCAAGACGUCCAAAUUGAUAGUUUAAAUGCAAUACUAGGUAGGAAUUUAAAGCGACGCGCGGCUUCGGCCGAUCGUAACGUUAAAAGGUUUAAAGACAGUAGAGAUUUCGGAUCGGCAGUUGAUGAAGAUGACGUCAAGCCACUUAAUAAAACGACUAGUGAUCCAGAAGUAAAAAUAGACAUCAUGAACGCCCCACAAAAACGUCGCUCCUCGACGAAUACGGCUAUUGCUAGUAGUGAUAUAAAUGAUAUGUGUAUAACUUGCUGUUCAGCCCCAAAAUCCGGGGUGUUCGUUCACGGGCGAAUAGCGCACAUAUGCUGUUGUUUCAAAUGCGCGGUCAAGGUUUGGAACAACGCCAAAAGGUGUCCGGUUUGCAAUUGUAAAGUUAGUAAUGUGUUAAAGGCUGUUGUUAUGUAACGAAAGCUCAAACCCCGUUUGCCUGAUUCGAAAAGUGGUAACCAUAGUACAUAAAUUUUAUUUCUAGCCAUAGCUUUUCUUAUCCACGUCUAUGAUUCACUUAUUUAGCCAUGAUCAGUCAUUUGUCACUUAUCAUCUGACAAUUUACUUUCAUAAGUUAAUAGAGAAGCAAAUAUUUAGUUUACACUAAUUACGAAAGGUGAUUUUAUAAACAACCUUUAUAAUGAUUGUCGAGAUGAAGCCUCUGCUGCUCAUAUAUAAACACAAAAAUUUACUUGUCUUUUCCCUUAUGAGAAAAACAUAAUACCAUUCGGAAAGUUGAUAGGCCAGCCACAAUAUAUUCAUGUAGGUCACUCUGCAAUAGCGUUGAGCGGACAAAAUUCUAUAGUCUUUGGCAAGCACUUUGUUUUACGAGGUGAUUUUUAGGAAAAUUUAUGGGAAUUAGGAAAACUCAAAACAGAAGCAUCGCAUAUACGAAUUCAACUAACAACUAAUCGUGCCUGGUAAACAGUAAAUGGUAGUAUUUAACCAAACCAUGUGCUUUGGCUAUUCCAUUAUGGCUAGUCGAAGUAGUCGACUACCUAGUCAAUAAUGACAGCUUUGCCCGCUUUUUUACGUUGAUCCGACUUCCAUUGACAUUCAUCAAAUUUAAUAAUUUUAUAUCUACUGUUUUUUAAAGAACUACAAUAGUAAAGUGCAAUUGAAAAUCACAUGACUUAAUAAUGUGUUUAUAUUCACUCAAUAGGUUAAAACCAAAGUGGGCAAUGUUAAAAAAGGUUACAACAUCAAUUUAUUUAAUUAGGUGGGCUGACAUAUAGAUGGCGCUACUAGUAUUAAAUUAAUAUUAUUAGUCCUAAUCUUUAAGACCUAAUCAACUUCACUUUUCGUUUAUCCAAAAUUAUUUUGUGGAUUUUUGAUGUAUUCGUUGGUAAUAGCCUCUUUGCGGGGCGUCCACUGCGUGCAUCAUCCUCGGUGCUUAGCAAACCACUUCUGAAUGGUUGAUUUUCCUGGUGCAGAGUCCGAAUAAUGUUUAUCAAUCAAGCAAGCCUUGGCUCCAAUAGUUUUUUUUUUCGCCAAAAAGCAAUGGUUUAUCAACAUACGUUAUUCCUUUAGAUCUAUUUUUCAAUAAACAAAUGUUCCUUCAGUCCAACUAAUAGUACGACAGUUGUCAACUUUAUACACGUAUCAUUCGAAUUCGAAGAUUUGGGCUAACUAAAAAUCAUAUUAAUUUAAUACUAGUAUAUUUAAUCUAUAUGUCAGCCCACCCAAUAUAAUAAGUUCAUGUUAAAUGGAAUGACAUAGCAUUACUAUAAGCUUAUAGUGGUAAAACUAAAGCUAUGAAAUCUUUGUGAUGUAAUUUUUAACGUUUCUUAAUUUUAAACUUUUCUCAUUUAACGCGUGAAAUGUUAUUUUUUAUGGAUAAACUUUGCUCUGCAAACUGCUUCAUAUUUUUCUUAGUUGCAAAUUUAUCUAAAAUCCAACCAUAUUUUGUAGUUCUAUAUUUUCUUAUUCAGUCUGUUCAUGUAUAGCUGCUGUUAUGUCAUCAUCAUACGCAACAGAAUCUGAAUAACUUGUAUCAUGCAAACCUAGAAUAGAAGAAUUUUAAGAACUGGUAUCUUCCUAGGUUGUUUUUUGCGGCGAUUCUCGUUACGUUGGUGUUUUUAUUGUGUUGUCUUUUUGUUUUUAAUUUAUUGUUAAAUAAAUUCUGUUUGUGUUUUCACUUUGUUUUUUACUUUUUUUUUGUAAAUAUUUUCAUAUUUAGACUUGAUUUAGAUGUUACUUCAUUGUCAUAUAAUUUUGCUUCCAUUUUGAUAAUUGUUUUGUCAAAUGUUAUAGUAAGAUCGGGUGUCACUUUCGCAUUUGAAAUAAUUUCGAUUUUGAACGCUUUUAAGUUGUAUUUGUAGAUGGUUGUCGCAAGCAUUUUGUUAUCGUCUUCAUUAUUUGCUAUGUACUACAUAUUUUGAAAGUUUACUAAUUUCACAUAUGUCCUACAAAGGUUUUUCUGGUAAACUGAAAAAUAUUAUUCAAAGUAUUUAAACAAAGAAAGAAUGUUAAAUACUUUGUGCUUUUUCCAUGCCAUUGUCGUAUAUAUUGGUUUUUUUCAUUUAUUUUUGCAAGAUUGCCGAAGAUUUGAAAUAAUCUAUCAGGAAAUUAUUAAAAAAAAAAUCUGAUAGCCAGUGCAGUCUAACAUAAUUCUCGUGUUAUAUAUUUUCAAAUUCUUUACGUUUCUUAAUAGUUUUAUCUUCUAUAUUUUUUGUUUCUGCUUCUUUGAUUUUAGAGAGUCUACUAGGCAUGUAUCAUCUGCAAAUGAAAUAUAGGUAAAGUAAUGUAAAAGUCCAAUGUCUGAUCCCUGCGAUUUACCUUCUGGUAUGGUUACAAAGACGCUUUCUUCGUUGCACACCAAAACGAUAUGUUCUAUGUUGCUGAUGGUUUUUACACCUAUUUGAAUAGGUUUCCUUGUACGCCGCAGUCGUAGUAGGUUUUUAGGAUCACUCUAUACCUCAAUGUAUCGAAUGUUUUGCUAAAGUCAAGAAAUAUUACUAGAACAUAAUAUUUUUUUAUUUAGGCGCUUGUAAAUUUAUCUGUGAAUUCGGAUAGUUAUUGUGUGGUGUUAUUAUUUGGUUGGAACUGUCUACUUUCUUAGAAAGAAUAUGUUUUAUAAUAACUUUGAAUUUGUCCACAUAUAUGUCUUUUGUUAUAAGCUGCCUGCAUAGUUAAAGGUACUAUGUACUAUUUUAAUAAAUUGGUAUAUUGGCCAGUGUAAAUGCUGUUUAAUGUUUAUUACAUUAGAUUAGCAAUUGUUACGUUGACACUAUUGCAUAGCAUUUUAAUAUCUACAGCAUGUAUUCAAUCUGCGCCUGGAGAUUUUAUAUCAUAUUAUGAAUUAGUUAUGUUUGCAACUGAUUCAGAGUCUUCAUUCUGACUGAAAUCUCCUAUUAGUAUUUUCUGUACGGUGGAAAGAGCAUUUAUCUAACAGUGGGUGUACUAUUUGGUUGCAAUAUUACUAAUACUAUUGUGAAAGGUAUUUCUAAUGACUUUACAAGUAGUAUUUUGAUUUCCAAAUGAGAGGUACAGCUAUUUCAGUAGAUGCUUUAUUUUUUCUUUUAAUUGAUUGAGAUUGUGGUGUUCGGAAUUGUUUUUCAGCUUGAAAUUUUUUUAUUGUUCGCAUCCAGCAACCUCCAUCAUUUCCAACUAAUAGUCGCUGUAAGUUCUUGAUCCAAGCCUGCUGCAUCUUUUUCUUCUCAUUCUAAAAAAAAACAUUAUGUUAUCACCUUAAUUGUUGGUACGAUUUUUUGUUUAGUUGAGGAUCUUCUAAAAUAGUGCUGAAAUCCAGCAGUUAAAUAAAAUACAUAUUUAAAUCAUUUUUAAAUAUUAAUCAUGUUUUAUUUGUGUAUUCUUAGUCUCUCUUUGUGUAUUUUUAGUGUGGGCGAAGUUAGCAUUAGGGUUUCUUACUUAUGACAUUGGCCAUCACAAUUACUUCACAAGCAAAUUUGCAAAAUUAAUUGUUCGACGCAGAAUAAAAAAUAAGCCAAUAGUAAGUUAUGCACUUUUGAUAUUUAAUACAAAAAAUGCUUAAGUAGGCAAAUUUGAACUCAAAGGGCAAAGCUAUCAUGAUUGACGUAUUUUCAAAAACCUAUGAUCCUGAUUAAGCCUCUUCAAAUUGUAUUUAUUUGCCUGUUUACGUGUCUACAAACUGUAAAUUCGGCUUUUGACUACUUUUUUGAGGGUUUGUGGAAAUAUUUUAUAAAAUUGUACUUGAGCUAAAUCGCAGAGGUUUCAUCACUUUUUCAUAAUCAACUUUUAACUAAAAAAUAGUUUGGUUCAUUUUUCAAUCGUUUUUAUGAAAUAAAACUUGUUUAUAGGUAAUUAAUAUUAUAUUCUGUAACUUAUUUGUAACCACCGAAAAAGAGAGAUAUAUUUUAUUAAAAAAUACUUAGAAUAUUAUAAUUAUAAGAAUUAUAUAUCUAUAUUUCAUCUUAAUUAUUUCUUUACCAUAGGGUAAAAAAUCAAUCAGUCAAAAUCAAUAAAAUCUUUUUCGGUCUGAGCCUCAGAUUUUUUAUCAUUUGUUAAUCUAAUAGGCAAGUAGGUGAUCAGCCUUCUGUGCCUGACGCCCGCCGUCGACAUUUUGGG
Pieris brassicae (large cabbage white) is the source of this 5340-nucleotide messenger RNA. Its product is annotated as protein Mdm4-like. The coding region runs from base 160 to 1209 and encodes 349 amino acids. Lineage: Eukaryota; Metazoa; Arthropoda; Insecta; Lepidoptera; Pieridae. The record is from RefSeq and is a predicted model, not a curated record. The transcript is spliced from 5 exons.